Molecule: messenger RNA, 480 nt
Organism: Trypanosoma conorhini
Lineage: Eukaryota; Euglenozoa; Kinetoplastea; Trypanosomatida; Trypanosomatidae
Product: membrane-associated progesterone binding protein 2
Exons: 1
Coding region: 1-480 (159 amino acids)
Cellular component (GO): membrane; endomembrane system
Source: RefSeq, a predicted model, not a curated record
AUGACGCUCGGAUUACAAGGAGAAUUUACUUUUUUGCAUGCCCUCCUCUCCUUCGUCGUUGGCACAAUAGCUGUCCUUUUCUUUCGCUUGUUUCUGCGCAGCAGACAGCACCUUGUGGAACUGGCACCUGAGUUUGUCUUUGUUCCACGCGGCUACACACUGGACGAGCUGAGCGAGUACGAUGGAGUCAAGAAACCGCUGGCGUUUGUCAGUGUGCGGGGGGUUAUUUACAGCUGCUCCACGGAGAUGUACGGCCUCAAUGCACCCUACAACGCCUUUGCCGGCCGCGACAGCUCGCGGCACUUGGGCAAGGUGAAGGUUGGGCGGGAGGAGUCCAACGCGGAUUGGACGACGCUCUCGGAGAGCCACCUCGCCGCGCUAAAGGACUGGGAAGAACUACUGCGCAGCAAAUACGUGGCGGUGGGGUGGAUCAUCCCCUCCGAGGACUUCACCAAACGAGCGGAGGCGUUUGAACCGUAG